This is a messenger RNA of Hypoxylon trugodes, 5796 nucleotides long. Its product is annotated as glycosyltransferase family 48 protein. Gene Ontology annotation, biological process: (1->3)-beta-D-glucan biosynthetic process; fungal-type cell wall polysaccharide biosynthetic process. The record is from RefSeq and is a predicted model, not a curated record. Gene Ontology annotation, cellular component: 1,3-beta-D-glucan synthase complex; plasma membrane. Gene Ontology annotation, molecular function: 1,3-beta-D-glucan synthase activity. Lineage: Eukaryota; Fungi; Ascomycota; Sordariomycetes; Xylariales; Hypoxylaceae. The transcript has 3 exons. Bases 1 to 5796 code for a protein of 1931 amino acids.
AUGUCGGGCUAUCCAGGAGGUGGUCAUCACGACUACAACGACGCCUACGGGCAGAAUCACGACUCGUAUUACCAAGACGACCAAAAUGGUCACUACUAUGACAAUAACGGCUACGACAACCACGGCCAACAACACCACGGAAACGACGGCUACUACGACGAAUCUGGUUAUUACAAUGCCGAUGCGAACAACCCCUACGCCGCAGACGGCGGUUACUACGACCACCACGAUCAAUACCAAGGCGGAGGAGGGGGAGGAGAUUACUACGACGACGGCAACGGCGGCUACUACGAUCACUAUGGUCAGGGUGGCAAUGGCGGACGUCGAGGAGACUCCGAAGAAGAUUCUGAAACAUUUAGCGAUUUUACCAUGAGAUCCGACAUGGCUCGUGCUACCGACAUGGACUACUACGGUCGUGGUGACGAAAGAUACAGCGGUUACAACGACCACGGUAGAGGCUACAGACCCCCGUCUUCUCAGGUAUCAUAUGGCGGAAACCGUUCUUCUGGAGCUUCCACUCCCAACUAUGGGAUGGAUUAUGGCAACGUUCCGGGUGUGCAAAGAUCUCGGGAACCAUACCCUGCAUGGACGUCCGAUGCGCAAAUCCCUCUGUCCAAGGAGGAAGUAGAGGACAUUUUCAUAGAUCUAGCCAACAAGUUUGGUUUCCAACGCGACAGUAUGCGAAACAUGUACGAUCAUCUGAUGGUUCUCUUGGAUUCGAGAGCGUCUCGAAUGACACCGAACCAAGCGCUUCUAUCUCUGCAUGCCGAUUACAUCGGUGGUGACAACGCGAACUAUCGGAAAUGGUAUUUCGCUGCUCAUCUCGAUUUAGAUGAUGCAGUUGGAUUCGCAAACAUAAGCAAGAAGACUCGCAAGUCUAAGAAGUCCAAGAAGAAGAAGGGUGAGGAGCAAACCGAAGAUGAAGUCCUCCAGGAUCUCGAAGGAGACGAUAGUUUAGAGGCUGCUGAGUACCGAUGGAAAACUCGAAUGAAUCGCAUGUCGCAACAUGACCGUGUUCGCCAAAUUGCCCUAUAUCUCCUUUGCUGGGGUGAAGCGAACCAGGUUCGUUUCAUGCCAGAAUGUCUUUGCUUUGUUUUCAAGUGCGCAGAUGACUACCUAAACUCUCCAGCCUGCCAGAAUCUCGUCGAGCCUGUCGAGGAAGGUCUUUUCUUGAGGAACGUUAUUACGCCUCUGUACCAAUACUGCAGAGACCAAGGUUACGAAAUUUUCAACGGUGUCUACGUUCGUCGGGAACGUGAUCACAACCAAAUCAUCGGUUAUGACGACUGCAAUCAACUUUUCUGGUAUCCAGAAGGUAUCGAGCGUAUUGUUCUUGAGGACAAGAGCAAGUUGGUCGAUGUCCCUCCCCAAGAACGUUACCUGAAGCUCAAAGAUGUAAACUGGAAGAAGUGUUUCUUCAAAACUUACAAGGAGACACGGUCUUGGUUCCAUAUGAUUGUUAAUUUCAAUCGUAUAUGGGUUAUCCAUUUGACCAUGUUCUGGUUCUACACAGCGUACAAUGUUCCUUCUCUCCUCGUUCAAGGGUAUGAGCAGCAAGUCAACCAACAACCCCCGGCGUCUGCUCAAUGGUCGAUUGUUGGUGCUGGUGGUGGUAUCGCCGCACUGGUUCAGAUAGUGGCUACUUGUGCGGAAUGGGCAUUCGUCCCGCGACGAUGGGCGGGUGCUCAACACCUGACAAAGAAACUUUUAUUCUUCAUCGUUGUAUUCGCUGUCAACGUCGGACCCAGUGUUUACGUCUUCUUCGUCAAGGACACGCAGGAAACUAAGGUCGCGUUAAUUCUGGGUAUUGUACAGUUCUUUAUCGCGGUGAUUACCUUCUUCUUCUUCGCCAUAAUGCCCCUUGGUGGUCUCUUCGGUAGCUACCUCACCAAGAACUCUCGUCGUUAUGUCGCCAGCCAGACGUUUACCGCUAGUUGGCCUCAUCUCAAAGGCAACGACAGGGCAUUGUCGUAUUUCCUGUGGUUGGCUGUCUUCGGUGCCAAGUUCGGAGAGUCUUACGUCUAUCUGACACGUUCUCUCCGUGAUCCUAUCCGUUAUCUUCAGAUUAUGGAUGUCUCUUCCUGCUUGGGAGACCAACUCUUUGGUCCUAUUCUGUGCUCCAAGCAGCCGACGGUUAUCAUGAUUCUGAUGAUUCUCACUGACCUGGUUCUCUUUUUCUUGGAUACCUUUAUGUGGUAUGUCUUGCUCAACACUCUUUUCUCGAUUGCAAGGUCGUUCUACCUUGGUUCGUCUAUCUGGACUCCUUGGCGAAAUAUCUUCUCCCGACUUCCCAAGCGAAUCUAUUCCAAGAUCCUGGCCACGACCGAUAUGGAAAUCAAGUACAAGCCCAAGGUCCUUAUCUCGCAAAUUUGGAAUGCCGUUGUGAUUUCGAUGUAUCGAGAGCACUUGCUCGCCAUUGACCACGUCCAGAAGCUUCUCUACCAUCAAGUUCCGUCAGAACAAGAAGGCAAGCGUACUCUCCGUGCACCGACCUUCUUCGUUUCCCAGGAAGACCACUCUUUCAAGACGGAGUUCUUCCCCAACCACAGCGAAGCUGAGCGUCGUAUUUCCUUCUUUGCGCAGUCGCUGUCUACGCCUAUCCCAGAACCCCUACCCGUGGAUAAUAUGCCUACCUUCACUGUUUUGAUUCCUCACUACGGUGAGAAGAUCCUCUUGACGCUGCGAGAAAUCAUUCGUGAGGAUGAGCCUUACUCACGAGUCACUCAACUUGAAUAUCUCAAACAGCUACAUCCUCAUGAAUGGGACUGCUUUGUCAAGGACACCAAAAUUCUGGCUGAUGAAACAUCUCAAUUCAACGGAGAUGACGAGAAGGGUGAGAAGGACACGGCGAAGAGCAAGAUUGACGAUCUGCCUUUCUACUGCAUUGGAUUCAAGUCCUCCGCUCCUGAAUACACUCUUCGAACCCGUAUCUGGGCAUCACUUCGUUCGCAGACACUGUACCGUACAAUCUCUGGCUUCAUGAACUAUAGCCGCGCUAUCAAGCUACUCUACCGUGUUGAGAACCCCGAAGUCGUCCAGAUGUUCGGCGGCAGCUCCGAGAAGUUGGAACGCGAAUUGGAGAGAAUGGCUCGACGCAAGUUUAAGCUUGUGGUUUCGAUGCAGCGUUACGCUAAGUUCAAGAAGGAAGAGAUGGAGAACGCCGAAUUCCUCCUUAGAGCCUACCCCGACCUACAGAUUGCCUACCUCGACGAAGAGCCCCCGCUAGUUGAAGGUGAAGAGCCACGUAUCUACUCCGCCUUGGUUGAUGGACACUCUGAACUCAUGGAAAAUGGCAUGCGACGACCCAAGUUCAGGAUUCAGCUCUCUGGUAACCCCGUGCUAGGUGAUGGAAAGUCAGACAACCAGAACCAUUCUAUCAUUUUCUACCGUGGAGAGUAUAUCCAGCUCAUCGACGCCAACCAGGACAACUAUUUAGAAGAAUGCUUGAAGAUCCGAUCAGUUUUGGCUGAGUUCGAGGAGAUGAAGGUCGAAAACGUCUCGCCCUACACCCCUGGUGUGAAGAACGAGUCUGAUGCUCCUGUCGCUAUCCUGGGUGCUCGUGAAUACAUUUUCUCGGAGAACAUCGGUAUUCUCGGUGACGUUGCUGCUGGUAAGGAACAAACAUUCGGUACGCUUUUCGCGAGAACCUUGGCCCAGAUCGGAGGCAAGCUCCAUUAUGGUCACCCUGAUUUCCUCAACGGUAUUUUCAUGACUACUCGUGGUGGUGUCUCGAAAGCCCAGAAAGGUCUACACUUGAACGAAGAUAUUUACGCCGGUAUGAAUGCUCUUCUCCGUGGUGGACGUAUCAAGCACUGCGAAUACUACCAGUGCGGUAAAGGUCGUGAUCUUGGUUUCGGUUCGAUUCUUAACUUCACUACGAAGAUCGGUACUGGUAUGGGUGAGCAGAUGCUUUCUCGAGAAUACUACUAUCUUGGUACUCAACUUCCUAUCGACCGCUUCCUGUCCUUCUACUACGCCCAUCCUGGUUUCCAUUUGAACAACAUUUUCAUCAUGUUGUCUGUCGAGCUGUUCAUGAUCGUCUUGAUCAACGUUGGUGCACUUCGAAACCAGACGGUACCUUGUGAAUACAAUCGGAAUGUCCCUAUUACGGACCCGCUAUACCCCACGAGAUGCUCGAAUACUGAUGCUCUUAUGGACUGGAUUUACCGCUGCGUUAUCUCUAUCUUCGUUGUGUUCUUCUUGGCGUUCGUACCUUUAAUUGUUCAGGAACUUACAGAGCGUGGUGUUCUGCGAGCAGCGACGCGUUUGGCCAAACAAUUCUGCUCUUUCUCGCCCUUCUUCGAAGUGUUUGUCUGUCAAAUUUACGCCAACUCGGUUACUCAGGAUCUCUCAUUUGGUGGUGCCCGAUACAUCGGAACCGGUCGUGGUUUUGCUACUGCUCGUAUUCCUUUCGGUGUUCUCUACUCGCGUUUCGCUGGGCCUUCCAUCUACUUCGGUGCGCGUAUGUUGAUGAUGCUGCUAUUCGCGACUUUGACGGUUUGGCAGGCUGCCCUGGUGUACUUCUGGGUCUCACUUCUUGCUUUGGUCAUCUCGCCAUUCCUUUACAACCCUCACCAGUUCGCGUGGAACGAUUUCUUCAUCGACUACCGUGAUUAUCUUCGUUGGUUGUCCCGUGGCAACUCUCUUAGUCACGCAUCGUCGUGGAUCUCUUAUUGCCGUCUUUCCCGUACAAGAAUCACCGGUUACAAGCGCAAGGUCCUGGGUGACCCAUCUGGCAAGCUAUCUUCGGACGUACCUCGUGCGGCUAUUACCAACGUUGUGUUCGGCGAGAUCAUUGCACCCCUACUUUUCGUGGCCUGCACCUUGAUUCCGUACCUCUUUAUCAAUGCUCAAACUGGUGUAUCGGCACACGACAAGGACGCCGAAUCCACCUCCGCACUUGUCCGUGUUGCCGUUGUUGCUUUUGCGCCUAUUGCUAUCAACGCUGGUGUGCUUGGUGGAUUCUUCGGUAUGGCCUGCUGUAUGGGACCGGUGCUUAGCAUGUGCUGCAAGAAAUUCGGUAGCGUUCUGGCCGCAAUUGCUCAUGCUAUCGCCGUCAUCAUGUUACUCGUGUUUUUCGAGGUCAUGUUUUUCCUCGAAGGCUUCGAUUUCACCAAGACACUGCUAGGAAUGAUUACAGUCGUUGCCCUACAACGGUUCAUCUUGAAGCUCAUCAUCUCACUAGCACUUACCCGUGAAUUCAAGACGGACCAAUCCAACAUCGCGUUCUGGACAGGCAAGUGGUACUCUAUGGGUUGGCACUCGAUCUCCCAGCCGGCACGUGAAUACCUCUGCAAGAUUACCGAGUUGAGCAUGUUCGCGGCUGAUUUUGUUCUUGGCCACUUCCUAUUGUUCUUUAUGCUUCCCGUCAUCCUCAUUCCUCAAGUUGACAAGCUUCAUUCUAUGAUGCUUUUCUGGCUUCGUCCUAGCCGUCAAAUCCGCCCACCCAUCUAUUCUAUGAAACAGUCCAAGCUCCGGAGGAGACGUGUUAUUCGUUACGCCAUUCUCUACUUCACUCUGCUUGUUGUUUUCCUUGCCUUGAUUGUUGCACCAGCUGUAGCGGGCAAGCAGAUCGGACCGACGCUCUCCGACAAAUUGACCAACCUCCCAAUCAAGGGCCUAGUUCAACCUGCUGCACAGGUUACCGAUAACACAGAGAAUCGUACGGAGACAGGAACUGGUAUGCCAGGAUACUCGGGCCCUGGUACAGCGUCCAUGACAAAGACGGCCGCCUCCUCAACCCCGACAUCAGACGACAGCGACUCGGGUGACUCCCGUAAGUUCCGCUUCGUCUAA